AUGGCUCAUCACAUCCCUCCACUUAAUUUUGGUAUGGUAGCCGAUGAUUUAUAUAGAUCAGGUCAACCUAACGAACUCAAUUUCCCAUUUUUAGAAAAACUACAAUUAAAAAAGAUUAUAUUCCUUGCCCCAGAUGAUCCUUCACAACAAUUUCAAAAUUUUGUAGAAGAUCAAGAUAUUGAAUUAAUACAUUUAGGUAUGGACACACAUCAGAAUCCAUGGAACCCGAUUUCUGAAGAAAUUGUUAUAUCAGCAUUAAAGAUUAUUUUAAAUAUGGAAAGCUAUCCACUCAUGGUUAUGUGUAAUUUAGGUCGUCAUAGAACUGGGACAGUCAUUGGGUGUCUCAGAAAAUUACAACGUUGGAAUUUAACUUCAAUUUUUGAAGAAUACAGAAGAUUUGCAGGCAGUAAAGUUAGAUUAUUAAAUGAACAAUUUAUAGAACUUUUCGACACUGAUCUUGUUGGUAUACCAGAUAAUGCCCCAAAAUUUUUAUAUUUAAGCUAA
Messenger RNA from Dictyostelium purpureum, 504 nucleotides. RefSeq lists its product as uncharacterized. Lineage: Eukaryota; Evosea; Eumycetozoa; Dictyosteliales; Dictyosteliaceae. Gene Ontology annotation, molecular function: phosphatase activity. The record is from RefSeq and is a predicted model, not a curated record. The transcript is spliced from 2 exons. Gene Ontology annotation, biological process: protein dephosphorylation. The coding region runs from base 1 to 504 and encodes 167 amino acids.